AUGGAUAGGAAGCGACUGUGCGUGAAGGUCGUAAGCGCUCGAAACCUCGAGAGUCCUCAGUUGGUGGACGCCUAUUGUGUCGUGGGACUUUGUGAGGUGAAAUCCAAGAAAUACCGUGGCAAUUACCGCUUAGCUAGACGUUCUUUGACCGUGACAGGUUCCACUAGCCUUUCGUGGGCUCAUGUCGCGGAAUUUGUGGUGCCUGUUCGGCCUGCAAGCGUGAGAUUGAUAGUGCAAGUUUUUUGUAAAAAGAAUUUCUUCUUUGACAUGUUCCCGUCCAGUUGCAGCAAUUUAUCCGAUGAAGAAGAAGAAGAAGUGAAAGUGAUUCAAGAAAAAACAUUGUCUGCAAAGGAAGAGAAGAAGACAUUGACGUCAAGGCCGCAGACUUUUGUGAAUGGAUGGAAACGGAUUCAUGAUAGUGACAGUGAUGAUGUUGUCACGCUUUCUGAGGAGGAAGAUGAGGACGUGGAUGAGAUUCAUGAUGAUGAAGAGGAUGACUCGCCACUAAUUGAGGAAGAAAAUGCCGGUGUAGUUGGAAAUUGCAAUGACGAGAUGCUGGGUGCUGUUGAAAUUAAUUUGAGCUUGUUGUGCAAGUCGUCGAGACCUGUGACAGACUCGUGGUAUUGUUUGGGUGGCACGAGAACGGGAGAAGUGAGGAUUCGAACGAUUUGGUAUGAACGAGGGGUAAGACCCCUCACGGCGCAGGAUCGUGACAUGCUGUUUGAAGAGCAUUUGAAUCGUUCGAUAGCGAAACCUAUGAGUGACUUUUACGGAUUUGCCAUACCAGAAGCUGCUAGGAAAGACUGGAUGCACUUGCGCUCGUACCAGGAUUGCCGAGAGGAAAGACGCGUUGAGGAUUGGGCGAGGCUGUACGGCACCCAACUAUCUGAACGUCUACGACGCUGCUCAUACAAGGAAAAAGACACGGAAGAGAAAGCCCUCCUCAUACAGCUAGCUCGAGCUGGCAUUCCACGGCACUUACGAGAACGAGCGUACAUGAAUCUCUCCGGAGCGGGCGAAAAGCAAGCGAAUGCAGGUCCGAACUACUAUAUUGAUCUUGCCAAGCAAGCAGAGACGAUCGAGACAGAGGCGUCUCGCCAAAUUGAGCUCGAUAUUGAUCGUACAUUUGGACACUCCCAAACGACAAUAUGCUCCGAUUCGGGACGUACACAGUUGCGCCGGAUUCUCAGGGCUUAUUCUCUUCGGAACCCGUCCGUUGGUUAUUGCCAGGGAUUGAAUUUUAUUGUGGCAUUUCUGAUGCUAAUGGCGAAUGAGGAAGCUGUUUUCUGGCUUUUGAGUGUAUUUUGCGAAGAUUUGUACCCAGGCUACUACUCCCCUACAAUGGAUGACAUCCAGAGAGAUAUGUUGGUGCUUAAGCAAUUGAUCGCUGAAGAGCUUUUGGAGCUUAAUGAGUUCACGUCGGAGGUGGGGCUUCCGUUAGAACUCCUGGGCUCUCAGUGGUUGUUAUGCUUGUUCACCACGACCUUCCCCAGUGAGACAGUAUUCCGCAUUUUUGAUUGCAUCUUCACAGAGGGCCCAUCUUUUGUUUUCCCUGUCAUCAUGACGCACUUGCGGCGAUUGGAGCCGACAUUGUUGGGAUUGAGUGAGUUCCAUGGUGUGCUGUCGUCGAUUAAGGACGCAGAAAGCGCAUGCGUUGAUGGCGAUAUGUUUAUGAAUGCAGUUUGCAAGGAAGCGGAGAGUAUCACCGCCAUUAGGAUUCAGAAGCUUCGCGAGGAUCAAUGUGGGUCUGUGCGCUGCGAAAUGGAACGAGCUGAACGUGCCCGUUCAUUCAACCAGCAGCUAGCUAUCGUUUACCAGAUCCCUGCAUUCUCAAACUAUGCAGUGGGACUCCUUCGUUUUUUCCAUGAGGAGGCGGAAGGUUCCUCGCGCUCAAAUGUUGCCUACGUAUUGACCAUGCUCUGUCAUGGUCUCGUUUGGCUUGCGGAGCACUCCAAGCGAUGGAAUCGCUAG
Messenger RNA from Peronospora farinosa, 1971 nucleotides. NCBI's taxonomy places the organism in Eukaryota, Oomycota, Peronosporomycetes, Peronosporales, Peronosporaceae. The record is from the annotation of a GenBank genome assembly.